Hydatigera taeniaeformis is the source of this 1872-nucleotide messenger RNA. The record is from the annotation of a GenBank genome assembly. NCBI's taxonomy places the organism in Eukaryota, Metazoa, Platyhelminthes, Cestoda, Cyclophyllidea, Taeniidae.
AUGCGAUGCCCUAGGCUAAGUGAAGAGCAUAUGAGUAAAGUGUUUGAUUUCAAGUCUGAGGAUGUGUUUAAGCCUCUGAUGUGUUCUAUUAACGGUUACAUGAGUCCUGGGUGCUAUCAACUCAAGAAUUCUACUUUUUUGGUCGAUUUCAAACACAUGAAGUAUUGGUAUGAAGUUGAAGGAUACCUAAAUUCCACGGAAGGCGUUUUCCAUAUGUCAAAUGGAGGCGCUCAAUCUACUUUACCUCUGCUACUCUAUGCACAUGAGCCCUUAGGACACUAUAUGGGUCAGCGCUUUUUGAGCAAUCCUGAAGGGAAACAGCACAUCCUUUUAAUCGAUGUGGAGCAAAACAUCCCAAUAUCACGCCAGUGGGACUCGAAGGGUUACCCUUACCCCAUUCAAAUAGCACAAUUCGGUUUGGCCUACUAUAGUCGAUAUCUCACUCUGCAGAGUUGGAAGCCUUCCUCUCAUGCAUUCUCCCACCAAGUGGUGGUUGAUUUAAAGCUGCGAUUUGCCAACCGGCAAAAGGCGGGAUCCGUGAGCUACAAAUUGACUAGUGCGGAUUUGUCUCCUAAUCUGACCGCUCUCAUUACAAAGGGAGUCAAUUGGCCACGUGAAACACGACUCAUCAUCAAUGCUUCUCUGCCUCGAUCUUCUUGGAAGCGCGCUCAGAUCCACUUCGCCUGUUCUGAUACUUUUGGUGAAGGUAACAUCGUCACGAAUAAUAACUACUGGGCUUUGGGCUACAGUCAGUCAGUUGAUUUAAAAGUGGUGUUCUUCCAAAAGGACUGCCAAAAGGUUCUAAUUCUGCAAAAUCUUGAUAUGGUAUUCAAGAAGGCCAUUGACAGCAUCAACCGUGAGGCUAAAGUUAAGUCCAUCUUUAGCAGUUCUCUUCUUGGAUCUGAAAUAAAUAACCCAACGGUUGUCAACGGUGUAGAACUGCGGUAUCCUCAGCGAAAUAGCGGUAGAGACGAGUUGGGGGUGAUACAGGAGCUCCUUCUUUUCGUCCCAAUCAGGAAUGAGAGAAUGGAGGAGGUGGGGAGUGUGCGUCACCUGCUUGUGAACACAGAGUUUGCACGAGAGCGUUUCAUGGCUUCAAGUGAAUGGCUUGUGCAAAACCAGGCGCAGGACGGCUCAUGGCGAGUUCCCGUUAAACACGUCUUCACGCGCGACAUCUACCUCAAUCCCGGCUGGUGUUCUGCUAUGGGACAAGGUCAGGGAAUCUCCUUGCUGGUUCGUGCAGGCCAUGUGACCGGGGAGAAGAACUUUUUGGUAGCUGCUGGCCGAGCUCUUGAGGCCUUCAGCCGCUCUGUCCAACUGUCACAGGCCUCCGAUGAUGUAUGUGGCGUGCGGGCGAACUUUCUCGGUCAGAGCACGUUACCCUGGUAUGAGGAGUAUCCCGUCGUACCAAGUGCUUUCGUCCUCAACGGCUUCAUCUACUCUCUCAUAGGUCUCUAUGAUCUUUCUAAGGUGUCCAAUGUGAAUGGGAGCAAUGACUCUGUCACUGCAACGGCUUCACAACUGCUAGAGGAUGGAAUCAGUACGUUGGCGCAAGUGUUGCCGCUCUACGAUAGCGGAACAGGCUCGUUCUAUGAUCUACGGCACCUCAGCCUAGCGCAUGCCUUCCGCUUGACAUCUCACAUGGAGCGCUUGACGUGGAGCGAGCAAGGGAUUUUAAAAACGAAAAGUGGGACGCUGCAGGCUCUUCUUAAGGCCGGACCGAACCGAGCGCGAUGGCAAUAUCAUAGGAUUCACCUCUUACAACUUCACCAGCUCUCUGCAGUCAUUGCACCUCAGCAUGCUGAUCUUUGGCACAUCUAUUUCGAUCGAUGGCUAGCCUAUCUUUGGGGCUUUAGAUCCGGCCACAAUUGA